Molecule: messenger RNA, 3675 nt
Organism: Beta vulgaris subsp. vulgaris (sugar beet)
Lineage: Eukaryota; Viridiplantae; Streptophyta; Magnoliopsida; Caryophyllales; Amaranthaceae
Exons: 7
Coding region: 442-3516 (1024 amino acids)
Source: RefSeq, a predicted model, not a curated record
CUAGGUGGGUGGGACCACAUUUUGCAAGCAAUGUAAUGAAAGGGUAAUUAUGUAAAUAUCAAAAGUUGAAAGGCUAGAUCUCCAAAGGUGAACAAAGAAAAAACGGGGAGACAGAAAGAUAUACAACUUGUAACUAAUUUCUAUUUUGUUAUACUAGUUGUGUACUUGUGUAGUUCACUAAACAACAAUUAUUUUUCAAACUUGUAGCUUAGGAAGGAAGUUCACUGAGAAAGAGAUCUCUGAAAUUCUUUUCUAAAUACCAUAUUUGCGCUGUUCCUUUACAUCUCUUCAGAUCAGAACUUCACUACCAAUGUACGAGAAUAGUAAACAGAAGGGGAUAUUAUACCAACUAAACACAAGAGGAAUUACCAACUAGAAACAUAAUAUUGCAGGAUCUUCAUUCGUUGAGUGAAUUCUAAAUUGAGUUAUUCAGGGUCCAAGAUGUUCAAAGUGGGGAGAUGGAGGCAUGAAAAGAUCAAAGUUGUGUUCAUGUUACAGUUUCAAGCAACUCAGGUGCCAGGUUCCAAAUCAAAGCUUAUGAUAUCUUUGGUUCCAGUGGAUGUUGGCCAACCAACAGUUCGAUUGGGAAAAGCUGCGGUUCAAGAUGGAAUCUGUACAUGGGAAAAUCCAGUAUAUGAAACAGUAAAAUUCACAAGGGAGACAAAAACAGGGAAGCUUCACGACAAAAUUUACCAGCUUAUAAUUUCCACGGGAUCAUCAAAAGCUGGUUUCUUGGGAGAAGUUUUUGUUAACCUUGCAGACUAUGUCGAGGCAACAACACCAUCCACAAUCUCCUUGCCGAUUAAGUCCUCAAACACCGGAGCAAUUUUACAUGUCAUGAUUCAGAAUAUGCAAGGAGCUGAUGAUCAAAGGGAGCUUCAGAUGGAUAUUGAAGACACUGGAGCAUCAAAUAUCGAUGAGGGCAGCUUCCAAAGUCAUGACAGAAACUAUCAAUCAGAAGGAGACAUGAAUUUUGUUGCCCACAAAGAUGACUACUACAACACAACUUCUCUAGACAAUGAGGAAAGGAACUCAAGGAAUGGAAACACCUUAAAUUCUUUAUUUGAACAGAAAGAAAGUAGAGCACAUCAGGAGACCAGCAGUGACCAAUCAGCCUACACUAACAAACCUGUAUUUAGAACCCCUAGUCCUGCAGACAACGAACAUCAAACAAGAGUGCCCAUAACGCUCGAUUGGAGUUCAGAGGAUGAUAUUACCAACUACGUGGAGGAUACUAAUGAGAAUUUUCUAAGAGAACAAGAGCAAGAACCUCCUAAGAGUCUCGUUGAACAGCUCCAAAGAGAGAUUUUUACUUUGAAGAGACAGGCAGAGGUAACUGACAUAGAGCUACUGUCAUUAAGGAGGCAAGCUGUGAAGGAAACAAAAAGGGCACAAGAAUUAUCAGGGAAAGUGGUUAGACUAAAAGAGGAAAGAGAUGCAUUCAGAAGAGGAACUGAAAAAAUCAGGUCAGAGCAAAAUGGAGAAAAUGGAACUGAACAUCCAAAGGAAACGAGAACUGAGGGUAAGAAAUCGAGGCAUCGCCAGAAUGAAGUUGAAGAAGGCCUAGUCCACACAAAGGAUUUGAAUAGGGCUCUUCGUUCACAGCUAAGAAGGACGCAAGAUUCAAAUUCAGAAUUAAUUCUUGUGGUGAGGGACCUUGAAGAAAAGUUAGGUAAGAAAGAGACUGAGUUGGCUGAUCUUACCAAAAAAUUGAAAAGCGACAGAACAUCUGAAGGAUUUCAGGAACCAAAAUCUGAAUUUGAACUGUUUGGUGACAGAGAAGUAGAAGAAGCUCCAAGCCCAAACAGAGAUUCUAAAGAAGUACAUUUGUUGCAACAACUGAUCGAAAACCUGCAAGGUGAAUUGGAAGACCAUGUGGAAGAGAAUAAAACCCUUCAAAAGCAGAUCAAACAGUUUUCUAAAGAUUGUGAGAUUGCAAAAAAGGAUAAUGAUGAUCUCUCUUCAAAGUUUAAUCAGAAGCAACUAGAGCUGAUUAAAAAGGAAAGAGAGUGCACACAUAAUAUGCGGAAAGUGGAAGAACUUGAAUGUCAGAUAGCAAGGUUGGAGAAAGUAAUUCAGAAGCAAGCAGAAGAAUUCUGUGAAUCUUCAGAUGUGAUUCACGACCUUGAAACGCAAGUAAACAAUUUGAAGUAUGAACUGGAAAAACAGGAAGUAGAAUUUGAAGAUGAGCUCAAAGAAAUGACUGAUGCCAAAGAUGAGCUCGAGCAAAGAGCCCUUCAUGCAGAGGACACCUUGAGAAGGACAAAACUAGAUAAUGCUUCUGCAGCCCAGAGACUACAAGAGGAGUUCCGAGAACUUUCGGAAGAAUUAGAAACAAAGUUCAAGGAAAAUGAAGAUUUGACUGCAAAGGCAGAAGCUGAGGCUAGGGAGCUACGCCUUCAUACAACUACUCUCGAAGAACAUCUUGAGAAAGCUAACAAGGAACUUCAGUUAGUACAAGAUCAAUAUACAGCUGAAGUGGGAAGGCUUUCAACAGAAUUAAAAGAUAAAGAGAACAAACUUGCGCAACUAGUACUUGCACACAAAGAUGAGACUGUGGAGCUUAAGUAUAGCAGAAAGAAAGUAGAGGAAAAAUGUGAAGCCUUGUCAAAUGAGAAUCAAGCACUUAGGAUGGAAGUAGAAAGGCUUACAGAAGACAAUUAUGACUUCACAAACAAGAUUGAAGAAAUGAAGACACUACUUGAUGAGACGAAGAAGUCUUUUCAAGAAACAAAGACAGACAGGGAAGAGCUAGAGACAAAAUAUACCAUGGCGAGGACAGAGAUAAAUCAAGCACAAGAGGAGCUCAAAGUCCUAAGAUCCUCGAAAGACAAGGAAGAUGCUAUGGCUGGCGUACAAUUACAAUUGGAAAAACUCCAAGUUCAGCACAAUGAAUUGAAAACCCGAUUGUCUGAUAUAAAGUUGGAUAAUGAGAACCUCAAAAAGCAAGUAACCAGGCAGAAGGAAAAUCUGCAGAAGAAAGAUCAUGAAAUAGCACAUCUUGAGAAGUUCAAGGAUAGCAGCUCCAAGGAUGUAUCGGCUCUUAAGGAGAAAAUAAAGCAGCUCAAGGCAGUCAGAUCCAGUGGAAUAUCUCCUGAGAGUGGUAGCAAGGUGGAAGAUAGAAAAAAUUCAGGGAAAAAAUCACAGCAGUCAGCAACUUCAGCCAAGUCACUGCAAAAUGGAGCCAGCAAAACAUCAGGGGAAAGGUGCAGAGCACAAACUUUUCUAAUUCAUACUUUGUUUUACUUGUUAGUUGACAUGGAACUUCUGCUUAUGCUGGAAAAUUUCUCGUGCAGAAGAGACACAUGCACAGAGAAGAAAGUCACUGAUUCUCAAGCCAGUGAUUUACUAACAGAGGUGGCAUUACUGAAAGAUAAGAACAAAACAAUGGAAGAUGAGCUAAGAGAAAUGCAAGAGAAAUAUUCAGAUGUGAGCCUAAAGUUUGCAGAGGUUGAGGGUGAAAGGCAACAACUUGUAAUGACCAUACGCAACUUGAGGAAUGGUCAAAAGAAGUAACUAUUCAAUACCUGAUAGAAUUUAGGAUAAAAGAUGAAGAAGAAACACCCAUCUCUGUGUAUCAAAACAAUUAACAGAUAUGAUGAUUACGAUAGUGUGCCAAGAAGCAAGACCGCUUUCAUUAUUAACAUUCUUUUAUCAAAUAUUAAGUUUAUUAUA